Histoplasma capsulatum G186AR is the source of this 2065-nucleotide messenger RNA. RefSeq names its product YEATS family protein. Lineage: Eukaryota; Fungi; Ascomycota; Eurotiomycetes; Onygenales; Ajellomycetaceae. The transcript has 5 exons. Bases 1 to 759 code for a protein of 252 amino acids. Gene Ontology annotation, biological process: regulation of DNA-templated transcription. The record is from RefSeq and is a predicted model, not a curated record.
AUGCCUGCCCCAGCAGGCACUAAACGUGUUCGCGGAAUCUCAAUAUUUAGACCAUUUGUUUUCGGAAGCGAAGCGCAGCCCUUUGACCCGGCAAAACGACCCCCAAACGCGCCCGAAGACCACACCCACCAGUGGCGUGUAUUCGUCAAAGGUGUCAACGAUGAAGACAUCUCAUACUGGUUGAAAAAGGUGCAGUUCAAACUACAUGAGACCUAUGCGCAGUGUGUGCGCACCAUCGAAUCGCCACCGUUCGAGGUCACAGAGACAGGAUGGGGUGAGUUUGAGAUACAGAUCAAGCUAUACUUCGUUCCAGAGUCGACAGAGAAACCGCAAACGUUAUGGCACAGUCUAAAGCUACAUCCGUACGGGGAUGACAUCGAGGGGAAAAGAGAAAGGCGAGAUGUCAUUGUGGCACAGAAUUACGAAGAGGUUGUGUUUAAUGAGCCCGUUGAACAAUUUUAUGAUCUUCUUACGGGCGGAACAGGAGUAGUGCAGCAACCUCCUAAAGGAAAAGCAGGGAAGGGGGCUAAGCAGCCACAAACGCAACCGGGGAGGACAGCGGAAAUCCCUUACUCGGACAGCCCGAAGAAUCCGUACAGUCAAAAGACAGAGGCGAAGGAGCUGGAUAGGUUGGCCGAGGCUAUCAAGACUGUGGAUCAGAUGCUGAAGGAAGAAAAAGCAAAGCUGGCGGAGCGGGAAGCUAAAUUGGAUGAGCUGAGGAAGAGUGAGGGUGUGACGACCGUGGUGAAGAAGAAAUAGACGUUUCUCUUGCCAUUCUGUUUUUGCAAUUCGAAGAAUUAUCAAGUCAUUGGAACAAUUGAAGGUGGGAGUACGACGACACUAUGUAACAUUGGCGGCCUAUGUAUGGUAGAGAUACUUACAGGCUGCCAUCACUGGACCUGAAAUACCGGUCUCUAAUUAUCCUUUUGGAACGAAUCCUCGACAUUUCACAAGCCAGUUCCCAAAUCAACAUGCAUUAACAUCAUUCUUAUUACUGGCCCAGCUUCUCAGCCGACUCUUGAAUGGGCACGGAUACCUCUACGCUUCUCAACCGCUCGUCAAUCGCCUCCAAACACAAAAAUCCCACAAUUUCAUCCAUUCAUUUCUAAUUCCUUGAGACUUGGAUCUGAGAACGUCUCUAUUGAGGAAAUAUCGGCAUCUUAAAUAUUCAGGCCAUUUGGAGGGAUUUUCCGGGACGAAUUGGCCGCGCAGGCACCGGACGUAUACAUUGUUGCUCCUGAAACGCUCCUGUAUUUCCACCGGCCAUUUACGGGAAAGUCAGCAGUGAACUAUUCCAUCCGCUACAUUGUACGCUCUAUGGGGGAUUGGCCAGCUUCAAGGCCUUCCCCUUUGUGACGAGAUAUAGUUUAGUAUUGUCUAGGACGCAAUGUCUUAAUAAAGGUAUAUAUUUCUAUCGCACCGGUUUCACAAAACAAACCAAACGUCGAAAGUUUUAUAGAGAAUGCAACCAAAGAUGAUUUUGCGGAGAAAAACUUCAAAGAGAAAAAAGGAAAACAACCGAAGAAAUGCAACUUCUACUUCACGACACUGAGCAUCGCCAAUAGUACAUUUAUUCAUAUAUACGUGAAUCCCGCAUCAUCGAUCCACAUCCAAAAUCUACUCUUUCGAUCCAAACACCUUGACUCUCUCCUCCAAUGGUUUGAAUGUUUUCUCCGUCAGUUCAUCCGUUGAAGUGCCGAAGACCAUUUGAGCGACCAGCUUCCAUUCAGCAGGGAGGGACCAGGUCUUGGCAACAGUGUCGUCGAUUAAGGGGUUGUAAUGUUGUAAGUUUGCGGCGAGGCCAACGGAUCGAAGGGCGAGCCAGACUGUAUUCGAUAACUGUCAGAUAAGUGGGCUUCGCAGACAUGGCCAAAAUAGAAACACCUGCGAGGGGAAUUUUUAAAAGAACAACAAGGAGAAGAGCGAAGGACUACGAACGGAAAUACUGAUGCAUGGCAUUCGUAUGCUGUGCCCAAGGGGCAAAUUGAUCUCUAUAUGUCGGAAACUUCUCCGCCAUUGGCGCGAUGUGUUCCGGAUCUUCGAAGAAAAGAAUCUAUACGGGUGC